GUAGCAUUCCCAAUUUAUCAUUACUUGUGAUUUCCAAAACCUUUUGAAAAAUGAAAACCCCUUUCGUCUAGGGUUUAAGCUGCUGCUAACACCAACCCUCACUCUGAAACUUUUGCUUUCGAAUUCGAUACAGCCCCCAUUCAUUUCGCCUUCGAAACACUGCAGCUAGUUUGAUAUCAACAAUGGAAACCCUAACCUGCAACGGGUCGGAGCUUGACCCGAACCCUAUUCCGACGGAGCCACCAGCACCGGACUGUGCUGUGCGGCCAUCCCCAAAGAGGAACCCAACAACUGGCCGGAGCUUGACCCAAACCUUACUACGACGGACGGAGACACCGGCACCGGAGGAUGAAAACCUUGAGAGUUUGGAUUGUAGUGGAAGGAGUGGAGAAGAUCCCCUCUUUCAAAAUCAGUUGAGGAGAAUGGUGGUGAGGUUCAUAGUGAAUCUGGAAGUGAAAGUGAGAAUUCUGAGUCUGAGGAGAAGAAGGAGAAACACGGUGAUGUGGAAGUUGAGGAAGGUGAGAUAAGUGGUUCUGAUGAUGACAAGAUGAUUAGUUGGAGUAACAAUGAUGAUGAUAUUAUUGGUGAUGAGGAUGAUGAUGCUGUAGAAGCACCCAUCAGAUCAAAGAAUGAGAUUCAGAAUUUGCCUCCAGUUCCGCCUGUAAACGUGAGCUUAGAAGUUAGAACCACACCAUCAAAUUCUGCCAGUGGGAGUUGUAAUGUCGCUGAAGUCAUUACCCAACCAGCUCCUCAAGUUAUUUCUCCGGUGGCUCAUUCUUCUAAGGACAAGCCAGUUGUGAUUGAGGACGAUGAUGAUAAUGAUGAGGACGAUAAUGUCAGCCUUGCUGACAAACUUAAGGGCCGAAAAAGGAAGGCUAAACUUGCUGCUUUGGUUGGCCAAAAGAAAGCCAAAGGGGCUGGUGCUUCUACAGCUAGCAAGGCUUCUACAUUGGUGUCUGAUGCUCAGCCUGAAGGCAAUGGCAAAGAAGGUGGUGGCGACGCCGCUAUUCAGGCUGAUGUCCAUGAGCAUUCCAUUUCUAAUCCACCAUCCCAUGAAAAUUCUCCAGCUCCCAACCCUGCAAAAUCCAAAGCUGAGGGUGUCGAGAAGCCUCCUAAGGCCGCAUCCUCGGCUAAAAAGACCUCGACAUCUGAGGGAAGGAGGAAGGUUAGGAGUAAAUCUGGUCACAAAUCUCCCCACCGUUCCAAGAGCUCCACCAACUCAAGCCCUUCCAGGGGGUCUACUUGCCAGGAGACUCAAGGUGCAACCUCUCCCAUUCGCGAAGCAGAAGCUCUUCCUGGCAAGGAUGAUAACCCCAUGCCUCCUCCAAAGUCGACUGCCACUGUGCAACUUUCGCCUCAAGCCAAGGGUGACUCUUCAUCUCAUGUGUCUAGUGAAAAGCUUGAUACUUUAUUUGAGGAAGACUCACCGGCAGCUUUGGAUGGCUUUCUCGAUGACACCUUGGAAUGGGAUUCUCCACCCCAUCAAGCUGAUGUCACUGCUGAGACUGCUCAGUCUAGUGGGGUGGCCAACCUUCAGCAAAUCGAGGUGAGCAUGGGUCGGCUGAAGGCUAUCGUUUUCGACAGCGGAUUCCUCGACCGGAUUCGAGUUGACCCUCAAGCGAGUCAUGCUGCUAAGGAAUUACUUGUCUUCCUGCUUGGUCAAAAGCUUGAUUCUCAUCAGGCUGCUGCUUUGGCCAACCUUCAAUCUCUCUUAGUGGAUGCUUUAACCACUUUUCAUCAAGUCAAGGACGUUGGCCAAGCUGUUAGCCUUAAGGAAGCAAAAGUCUCUUCUGGUAAAGCUCAGGUUGCAGCGAUGAAAGAAGACUUCAAGAAAUUUACUACUAGGAAGGUUUUAAUUGCAGAUGAAAUUUCUGAUGUUGACACUAAACUUGAGGAGCUGCAUCGAGAGAUUGCCAAGUUGGAGAAGAAGCGAGCUGAUUUGGUCGAGGAAGGCCCUGCUGUGAAAGCUCAGUUGGAUGCGCUUACUAAGGAAUCCAAAGCUCUGAUUAUCUCGACAAAAGAUGUUAUCAAGGAUUUGGAGGUUGACCCGGCCGUGAAGAAGGAUCUCGAUGCUAAGAUUGCUACCUUUGCUGACCGCUUGAAUUCUUUUAAAUUUCUUUUUUAAGAUUUUCUCUUAUCAGUGUGUAAUUGUGGCACUAUUUUAACCAUGGCCUUCGAUGCCAAUUUGCAUGUAAUUUUCGACAAUGUUUUUGGCGCGUAGGCCAUAUGAUUUUACAUUUAAUUUGCCAA
Messenger RNA from Lotus japonicus, 2250 nucleotides. RefSeq lists its product as uncharacterized. The coding region runs from base 548 to 2125 and encodes 525 amino acids. NCBI's taxonomy places the organism in Eukaryota, Viridiplantae, Streptophyta, Magnoliopsida, Fabales, Fabaceae. The record is from RefSeq and is a predicted model, not a curated record. The transcript is spliced from 6 exons.